GCAGGAAGCAGCUCUCACCACUCACACACACUCACACACAGGCACACGCCGCACCUCAGCCGCCCGCCCACCGCCCGCCCGCUGGCCGCCACGCAGCAAGACCCAUCGUGCUUCAGAGCCAGACGUGUGGUACUCUCUCUCCUCGCUUGGCACUCCUGCUGCAGCAUUCAUCCACACUCAAGAUGCACCACCGCUGGCUGUUGCUGGGGGCUGUGUUAGUGUCCUGCCUGGUCGCCAGCCAUGCACAGUUCCUGGAGUUCCUGGGGGGCCUGGCACUGCUGAAGGGCGUCGCCUUAGCAGGGUACGUGCUUGGCAGCCACAAGGGGGGCGGCUACAGGAGGUCUUACCGCGGGGGAUACAACAGGGGUUGGCGCCGCCACCGCCGCGCCGUGGGGACCGCUGCCACCGAAGAGGAGGACGCCCUGCUGGCCAGCGUGACCCAGCUUGACCCAAACGGAUGCCUCCUCAAGCUGCUGUGCCUGACGCGGGCCACGCCGGAGGAGGAACGCUCGUCCCACCAGGCACUUCUCCUGCACCUGUUUGGUGACAUCUCCAGCGCCCCGACCCACGCCAGUGAGCCCUUUGCGCAGGCCCUGCAGACUGGCGGCUCAGCACAGAGGCAUGCAGCAGCUUGCCGUGACCACUACCUCCGUUGUCCGCUGUCCGGGUCAGCCCUGCACGGCAUGCUCGUCAUGGCCUGGACCGCACACCAUCACACGCCUCCCACACCCUCCGGAUGAGACACUGACGCACACUCCUCCAUCAUCACCACCACCACCACCUUAAUCUAAAGGCGCCGUCACACACACACACACACACACACACACACACACACACACAUUUUCCGUCAGCUUCGGCUUCCUUCUACUGUUACCUCGUCCCGUCGUCUUUUUCCGUCUGCAUCGUCAAACAGAAGUGAUCGUCUCCACGGGCGUGGCUUGUCGUUAACUUUUGUUGUCAAAUGAAAAGCCUUGUCUAUAUAAAAUAUAGAUGUACUGAACCUUAU
Portunus trituberculatus (swimming crab) is the source of this 1006-nucleotide messenger RNA. RefSeq lists its product as uncharacterized. The transcript is spliced from 2 exons. The record is from RefSeq and is a predicted model, not a curated record. Bases 183 to 740 code for a protein of 185 amino acids. Lineage: Eukaryota; Metazoa; Arthropoda; Malacostraca; Decapoda; Portunidae.